AUGAAAGCUUCACAAGAAAAAGGAUGGGCAGUAUCAACUAUUAUGACUCGUCAAAACAUAAUACCAGCAAAAGAUGGAAAAACAAUGAUAACGGCAUUGAUACCGUUUUGGGAUAUGAUUAAUCAUAAAAAUGGAAUUAUGUCCACUGAUUUUAACCCAAAAUUAAAUCAAAGUGAAUGCCUAGCGUUUGAAGAUUUUAAAGCCAAUGAUCAAGUAUUUAUGUUUUAUGGUGACCGAACAAAUGCUGAUAUGUUUCUUCAUAAUGGAUUUGUAUAUCCAGAUAAUGAAAAUGAUGGAUAUUCUUUACGAUUGGGAAUAAGUAAAUCUGAUAAACUUUCUACAAAGAGAAUAAAAAUUUUAGAAAAAUUAAAAUUAUAUGAACAAAUGACAUUUAUGUUACGCCCAAAGCCAAAAUCAAUAAAUGACAAUUUAUUAAAAUUUGUUAAAGUAUUUAUUAUGAACGAGGAUGAAAUAAAUAGUCUUGAAAAACAAGAAGAUCAAUCGAAAAUAAUAGAAAAAUUAAAUACAUCAGGAGACGAAUUAAACAAAAGAUGCUAUAGGUUUUUAUCGACUCGGUUAAUGAUACUUUUAAACGCUUAUCCAACCAAAUUAGACGAUGAUAUUGCAUUACUUAAAAACGACGAUAAUCAAUUAACCGAAUGCAAAAAAGUGGCAAAUUUAUUUAUGCAAUUUGAUCGUUAUGUUUUUAGCUUUGGUUUUUCGCCAAUCAAACUUGUAUGA
Molecule: messenger RNA, 741 nt
Organism: Chrysoperla carnea
Lineage: Eukaryota; Metazoa; Arthropoda; Insecta; Neuroptera; Chrysopidae
Gene: Setd3
Product: actin-histidine N-methyltransferase
Exons: 6
Coding region: 1-741 (246 amino acids)
Biological process (GO): peptidyl-lysine monomethylation; peptidyl-lysine trimethylation; positive regulation of transcription by RNA polymerase II
Molecular function (GO): histone H3K4 methyltransferase activity; protein-L-histidine N-tele-methyltransferase activity; transcription coactivator activity
Source: RefSeq, a predicted model, not a curated record